UUAAAAAUGAAGAAUUUGGUUGUACUUAUCGUACUAAGUUGUCUUUCGGUUAUCGCCUUUUCAGCAGAGAAGAUUCCUUUAUGCCCUGCCAACUCCAGCCCAGGAUGCAAACCUUGCUGUCCAGAUCCAAGUUGCAGUAACAGAAGACCAAUAUGUCCUUUAGAUCGACCCUGUUUCGAUGUGCGUUCAAGUUUAUGUCAAUCUCAAUGUAGAUGCGAUCCAGGUUAUUUAAAGAAUAGCAAAGGCCAGUGUGUUCUGCCGUGUCAGUGCCCCCGAUUGCCAAUUAGGGAAAUUAUUGAUUAACCAUAAAUUACCAUAAAUUAAUAAUAAGUAACCAUAAAAAUAACCUAAAAACUUUAGGAAAAUAAAUGUAUAGAGCUAGGAGUUAUAAGUUCUGUGUUAUAGAAAUACGCAAUAAUUGUUUUAGAAUUAAAGAUUUUCUCGUA
This is a messenger RNA of Diabrotica virgifera virgifera (western corn rootworm), 446 nucleotides long. RefSeq names its product cysteine-rich venom protein 1-like. Lineage: Eukaryota; Metazoa; Arthropoda; Insecta; Coleoptera; Chrysomelidae. The record is from RefSeq and is a predicted model, not a curated record. The transcript has 2 exons. Bases 7 to 303 code for a protein of 98 amino acids.